This is a messenger RNA of Zophobas morio, 1580 nucleotides long. RefSeq names its product rhomboid-related protein 3-like. Gene Ontology annotation, cellular component: membrane. The coding region runs from base 387 to 1535 and encodes 382 amino acids. Lineage: Eukaryota; Metazoa; Arthropoda; Insecta; Coleoptera; Tenebrionidae. The record is from RefSeq and is a predicted model, not a curated record. Gene Ontology annotation, molecular function: serine-type endopeptidase activity; calcium ion binding. The transcript has 4 exons.
ACCUCAUAAAAAAUCUAAUAUCAUUUACACCGGAACAAGCGAUAAAUGUCAAGGAUCCUGAAACCUUUAAUUCCGUCGUUCAUUGUACUGAGUUUGCUUAGAGUAUCUAAACACACGAUUUUAAUAGCACGCGACCGUCGCGGGCUCUUAUCAUCCCACAAACAAUCACCGCUUAAUUGCUCUUAAAAUUCUGUCCACAGAAAGAAGCAAUUUUUUGAAGAAGAGGCGAAAGACGAGGUUUUCGAGAAAACGGGAUACCGGUGGAACGCAGAAUCGUUAUCAGCGAUGAUAGCAUUUUUAAAAUUGGUGGAGGGCGCCUUGGCUUUUCGAAUGCGGUGUUGAUAAAGAGAUAAGGUAUCGAUAGUGCGGUUAUUAGUGUGUGAGGCAUGGAUGCGAACGACGGGAAAUUGAAGUUGAGGAUUUCCUCGACGAUGGAUGGGGAUGACGAAGUUAAUAUUCCGUUGAACCAGAUCCACACCCCCACGUCGCCCACUGUGCAGUAUUUUAGAAGCAUUUUUGAUAGGGCCGACAUCGACCACGAUGGAUUCAUCACAAUCCAGGAGCUCCAGACCAUGAUUCGCAGAAACAGCCUAACCGAAGAUCCCAUCCCGUCCCAUGUGGUCCGCAAAAUCCACCAGAUCGCCGACGCCGACCACGACGGCCGCCUAAACUACAUCGAAUUCGUAAACAUGGUCAACGACCCGAAAUUUCGCUCGAUUUUCGGCCGAUACGUGACCAAGUACGUGAAUUUCGUGGUCCCCCGAAAGAAGCUAGGAGUAUGGGACGACGAACCAGAUCUGCAAACUCUGUACGAAGACGAAUAUUCGUGUUGCCCCCCCAGACUCGGGAUGAUCAUUAUUUCGGUCAUCGAGAUAAUUUUUUUCUGUAUUGAUGAGGCCAAGGAGGCCAAUUCCACGAAGUAUGCGGCGGGGCCCAUGGCGAUGUUGUUUAUUUACGACCCGGCGAAGAGAUACGAGUUUUGGAGGUUUUUGACUUACAUGUUCGUGCAUAUAGGGCAUCUCCAUCUGGUGGUCAACUUGAUAGUACAAAUCUUCAUUGGGAUUCCGCUGGAAAUGGUCCAUGGGUGGUGGAGGGUUCUGGUGAUUUACUUCGCGGGGGUGGUGGCUGGGUCGUUGGGGACUUCUAUCACGGAUCCGACGUCUAAGUUGGCGGGGGCCAGUGGCGGCGUCUACUCUCUUAUCACGGCGCACAUUGCCACUAUAAUCAUGAACUGGUCAGAAAUGAGCUUCCCAGCAGUCCAACUCAUCAUUUUCCUUCUUAUAACCGGCGUUGACGUCGGUACUUCCAUCUAUAAUCGCUACUGGGCCAAUAUGGAGGAACAUAUAGGAUACGUUGCGCAUUUUGCCGGGGCUGUGGCGGGUCUCCUGGUCGGUAUAGUUGCUUUGAAGAACUUGAAGCUGACGAAGAAAGAGAACGUGAUGUGGUGGAUUGCCGUGGCUGUUUAUGUGAUAUUGAUGUUGGUCGGAAUCUGUUGGAACACUUUCUACACUGGUUAUUUCCCCAAACAAACUUAAAUUGUUUUUUUACGUUUUUUUUUUUAAUAAAAAUUUACAAAAUUG